This is a messenger RNA of Linum trigynum, 2436 nucleotides long. NCBI's taxonomy places the organism in Eukaryota, Viridiplantae, Streptophyta, Magnoliopsida, Malpighiales, Linaceae. The record is from the annotation of a GenBank genome assembly.
CAUACUGAGUAUGCAUUUUCCUAUUGAUCAUAGUUUUUCUACUGCUGUUUGGGAUUUCGACAGAUGAAUCAAGAUAAGACGAAAAGUAACAUUCACCAGAUGUGGAGUUUACAGAUUGCAGAUGCUCUUCUCGGUCAGGAACCACUCAAGCAAAAAGGAGAAGACAUCAUGACCGAGAAAGAGAAUCAGGAGGUUCCUACUGUCACUCCAAUUUUGACCAGAUUGGAUCGCCUUGAUCGAAUGCUGCAGUUUCUGGAAGAUAAGUACUUGGUGCAGGAAAAGCCGAAAACUGAAGCAGCUGUGAAGGUCACGGAAGAUCAUCAGUGCAUGAGUUUAUCAGCCGCCCUCGAGCUAGUUAAACAGAAAGGCAGCGUGGUGGAGAGGCUCGAAUUCCUCGAAAACCGCAUCUUACAGUUGAGCCUGGAGAUGGAAGUAGGCAACAACAGUACAUCCAGGUCAAGCUCUGCCAUGGUCACAGAACCUGAAUCUGGUGAUGAUGAUCAUAAGCAUCUGAUUGUGAAGCAGGAACCAAAAAAGGCGCCAAAUCUCUCCAUGACUCAGAAAGGGACCAGACAAAGGAGAGUGGUCAGUAGCAAGAAAUGGGCAGCAGGAUUGAGGUGGUUACAUAUGGGCUGCAAUAGUUAAUUUCUUACUUGAAUUUUUGAGCUUUCGAGAAGAUGAGAUAACUUGAUUGUGAUGAGAGCUUUAUCGUUUCAUUUACUAUCUGCAAUCGCAACGAUGGGAGCAUCAGCCAUCAAGGAAUACCAGAAAGACACUCUUUAUUGGAUCGCUUAGUCGUAGACUCGUAGUAGUUUUUGAGUAUUUAGAUGAUUAUCGAGAAGAUGUCUUAGUACGUACAUCAUCAACAUUUUGAUUCACACGUACAAUUUAUAUAUAUAUGCUAAAAGAUUCAAUGCACGACAAAUGAUUCACGUUGAAUUCACUGGCAUGACGGCAUACGUGAAACAAAAGAUGUAACAAUGUUUACAAAAAUCUUUAACGAACUCCAAAGAUCGAGUGGCGAGGUACAUGAACAAUUCACUAGCUAAAGAGCAUAACAUGGCUAACUUGUAGGUAAAACCCUACCGAUCACAUUUCUCUUGUAGAAAAAUUCUCACAUCCGACUUCACCAUCAUUAAUUAAAUCCUUUUAAACAAUUACAUAUGAUUGACUUGUUAGCCAUCUUUCUCCAAUCUAAUGUCUCUCUUCUUGUAUUCAGCAUCACAACUUAAAUCUAUGAUCUAAGCUAUGCAACUAUCACUUACUUAAUUUGCACUCUUAUUUUAUUUAUUUGUUGUUUCCUUUUUGUCAGGUCAUUUUCCUUGUAUUUUAAAAGCUACAUAUCAUGAAUUCGAUAUGAGGUUAUAAUCCGCCAAUGAUUAAGUCUAUCAAGCACUGAUUUUGACAGAUAUUUCCCCGUCCAUUUUUUGCAGAUUCCAAAUGGGUACCAUCACAUAUUUCAGGUUAUUUUUUUGAAAUUCUAUUUUUUUAGAUUUUGAAGGCUACAUAUCACGGCUUUGGCCUAAGGCUAGUCUACAGGAUUUUUUCGGAUGACAUUUUCGUAAUAUUUUUGGCAUUUUUUGGUAGGAAUUUUUCGAAAUGUCAUUUUUUCUAAAAUUUGAAGGCUACUGAUCACGGAUACGACCUGAACUUAUUCUCCACCAAUGAUUAAGUCUAUUAAGCACCGAUUUGGGCGGAUAUUUUCCAUAUCCAAUUUUGCAGUGUCCAAAAGGGUAUCAUCAUAGAUUUUUGGGCGAUUUUUAUACGAAAGUUCAUUUUCCUUGGAUUUUGAAGGUUAAGGAUUACGUAUUCAGCCUGGGGCUAUUCUCCACCAAUUAGCACUUAUUUGGGUGAAUUUUUUUCUGGAUCCAUUUUUUGCAGAUUUCAAAGGGAUACCAUCAUAAAUAUCUGGAAUUUUUUUUAAAUACCAUUUUCUUUGAUUUUGAAGUCAUCACGGACUGGGUUUGAGACUAUUCUCCAUCGAUGAUUAAUUCUAUUAAACACCAAUUUGGACGGAUUUUUUCCUGGUCCAUUUUUUGCAGAUUUCAAAGGGGUACCAUCACAUAUUUCAUGUGAUUUUUUUGAAAAGUCAUUUUCUUCCAAUUUUGAAAGCUACAGAUCCCGAAUUCGCCCUGAGGCUAUUCUUCGUUGGUGAUUCAUCUAUUAAGCACUAAUUUUGGGUAGAUUUUUUUAGGGUUCAUUUUUAGCAGAUUCCAAAAGGAUACCAUCACAUAUUUUAGGCGAUUUUUUUGAACCACAAUUUUCUUGGAGUUUGAAUGCUACACAUCACGCAUUCAGUUUAAGGCUAUUCUCCACCGAUGGUUUAGUCUAUUAAGCACCAAUUUGGGUGGAUUUUUUCCUGAUCCAAUUUUGGCAGAUUCCAAAGGGGUAUCAUCACAGAUUUCAGACAAUUUUUUAUAAAGACCAUUUUCUUUA